Molecule: messenger RNA, 2015 nt
Organism: Alnus glutinosa
Lineage: Eukaryota; Viridiplantae; Streptophyta; Magnoliopsida; Fagales; Betulaceae
Product: endoglucanase 17
Exons: 8
Coding region: 153-1685 (510 amino acids)
Biological process (GO): carbohydrate metabolic process
Molecular function (GO): hydrolase activity, hydrolyzing O-glycosyl compounds
Source: RefSeq, a predicted model, not a curated record
UGUUGUAGCCAAGCAGGAAGUUAGAGAGGCAGCUUUUGCUUUAUAAGUAGUGGCAGGGGAAGACCUGUGUGUUCUAAAACUGCAGAUUUUGCAGGUUUGUUGUUGGUUGUAAGUUGGUUGGUUGGGUUGUUACUUUGGGCAGAGCCCCAAAGAUGGCUCUCUGUCUUUCCUCUUUCACUGCUCUUCUUCUUGCUUGCUUCACUAUCUCUCUGGUUCUCUGCAAUGCCUUUCCUGGCCACCAUAACUACCCCUUCCCUCACCACCACCACCCUCGCUUUGCUACUCACAACUACAGAGAUGCUCUCACCAAAUCAAUCAUCUUCUUUGAUGGCCAGAGGUCAGGGAGGCUCCCUUCCAACCAGAGGAUCACUUGGAGGAGGAACUCUGGCCUCUCAGAUGGCUCAGCUGUGCAUGUUGAUUUGGUUGGAGGGUACUAUGAUGCAGGGGACAAUGUGAAGUUUGGCUUCCCCAUGGCUUUCACCACCACCAUGCUUUCAUGGAGUGUGAUUGAGUUUGGUGGGCUGAUGAAAGGUGAGUUACAGAACGCCAAAGACGCCAUUCGCUGGGCCACUGAUUAUCUCCUCAAAGCAACUGCACAUCCAGACACCAUUUAUGUCCAGGUGGGUGAUGCUAACAAGGACCAUGCUUGUUGGGAGAGACCUGAAGACAUGGAUACACCAAGGAAUGUGUUCAAGGUAGACAAAAACUCCCCUGGCUCUGAUGUAGCGGGUGAAACAGCUGCUGCUCUUGCAGCUGCUUCAUUGGUCUUCAGAAGAAGUGACCCAACUUACGCCAAUCUUUUGGCCACAAGGGCUAUGAGGGUAUUUGAGUUUGCUGACAAGUACAGAGGACCCUACAGCAAUGGGUUGAGGAAAUUUGUGUGCCCCUUCUAUUGCUCUUACUCUGGUUAUCAGGAUGAGCUUUUGUGGGGUGCUGCCUGGCUGCACAAGGCCACCAAGAAUCCGAUGUACCUCAACUACAUCCAAGUGAAUGGACAGGUCCUUGGAGCUGCAGAGUUUGAUAACUUCUUUGGGUGGGAUAACAAGCAUGUUGGAGCAAGAAUUCUUCUCUCCAAGGCAUUUCUUGUCCAAAAGGUCCAAUCCCUUCACGACUACAAGGGUCAUGCAGAUAAUUUCAUUUGUUCUAUCAUACCAGGGGCCCCAUUUUCCUCAUCCAAAUAUACCCCAGGUGGGCUUCUAUUCAAGAUGGGUGAUAGCAACAUGCAGUAUGUGACCUCCACUUCAUUCCUGCUGUUAGCCUAUGCCAAGUACUUGACAUCUGCCCGCAAAUUUGUUAACUGCGGUGGAAUCACUGUCACGCCAAAGAGGCUCCGAGUCCUUGCCAAAAGACAGGUAGACUAUCUGCUCGGAGACAACCCAUUGAAGAUGUCGUACAUGGUGGGGUAUGGUCCAAGAUACCCUCAAAGGAUACACCACAGGGGCUCGUCAAUUCCGUCCAUUGCUGCACACCCAGCAAAGAUCCAGUGCUCCCCAGGGUUCAACUUCAUGAAAUCCCAAUCCCCCAACCCAAACAUCCUGGUGGGUGCAAUCGUGGGUGGGCCAGACCAGCAUGACAGGUUCCCAGAUCAACGGCCAGACUACGAGCAGUCAGAGCCGGCGACAUACAUAAACGCACCCCUUGUAGGCACGCUGGCUUAUCUCGCUCACUCAUUUGGCCAGCUCUAGAAAGAACUUGUUUUCUUUUCCUUUUCCUUUUUUGAUGAUAUUCCUCAGGAAGUGAACAUGUUGAAGUCGUAAAGUGGUGAUAGAUUCGAGAUCCUCCCCAUGGCUCGAGCCCCAAACCUUUGAAGCAAGGGGUUAUUUAUAUACAUUAUUGUUAUCAUCAGUAGUCUAUUUCAUGGUACGUUCAUGGUGUGAUGUGAGCAAAUUUCGUGCUAGCAACGGCGCUUAUAAGUCAAGCGUGUGGCUCUAAAUAGCACAAGUCCAAGCAUGUUAGCCCAUUUUGGGAAUUUGUAAUUUGUCAUCUACUGUUAAACUUGCAACUAUUAACACCUA